Grosmannia clavigera kw1407 is the source of this 1770-nucleotide messenger RNA. Its product is annotated as m protein repeat protein. The record is from RefSeq and is a predicted model, not a curated record. The coding region runs from base 1 to 1770 and encodes 589 amino acids. Lineage: Eukaryota; Fungi; Ascomycota; Sordariomycetes; Ophiostomatales; Ophiostomataceae. The transcript has 3 exons.
AUGGCGGACAACGAGAAAGCCAAGGCCGAGAGAUUGGCCGCGGCCAAGAAACGCGUCGAGCAAAUGAAAAAACAGAAAGCCAAACAAGGCAAGGACAAGAAAGACAAGGCGGGCAGCGCGGCAACGGAGGCAGCUGUUGAGAGCAGCGACAAGGACGGCAAGAAGCCAGACGACAAGGAUGAAAAGGACGAGAAGGAAGAAGACAAGCCGAGCGAAAGCUCCAAGGACAAUGGUGACAGCGAUGAGGUCGAUGAGGACGACAAUGAUGCUACCGCCUCAGCACCAACAUCGCCCAAGCCCACUGUCGCAGCCGCAAAGCCCGAACAUUCGCACCUGCGCUCCACGUCCUUCCGUUUCGGUUCCUCCGGGCCGCUGAGUCCCAGCGCGGAAUCGGCUGCAGACAUCUACCGCAAGCAGGCUGCGCGCAUCGAAGAGCUGGAAACGCAGAACAAGCGCCUCAGCAAGGACGCGACCGACGCCGAGAAGCGCUGGCGGAAGGCCGAGGAAGCGCUGGCAGACGUGCGCGAUGGAUCGUCUAAUGCCGACUCGUCCAGCGAGCUCGCCAAAUUGAAAUCCGAACUGGCCGGCCUGCAGCGGCAGAACGCACAGCUCCAAGUCCGCUCUGCACCCCGCCAUGGAGCGUCGCCCUCGAUCAGCACCUCGUCGCCGUCCAUAACGGAGCUCGAGGCGCAGCUGCGGUCCAAGUCGGAAACGAUCGAGAACAUGGAGCUGGAGGUGUCGCGGCUGCGGGCCCACGUCGAGCGGCUGUCUGCGGGCGGCGAAGGCGGCAGCGACGAACCGUCAGGGAAGAGACAGGACCAGGUCUCGGCGCUGGAGGAGAAGCUGGCACGGGCUGAAAAGGCUGCCGGCAGCGCACAGCGCGAGCUGGCCGAGCUCAAGCGAAAUCUCGAUCGAGCGUCCGAGAAGGCGGUGCGAGAGGGCAGCGCGCGGACGAGCGCAGAGACCAAGCUGCGGGCGGUCGAGAAGGAGAUGGAGGAGCGCACGGCUGAGUGCGAGGAGCUGUCGCGCAAGGUCGAGGCGCUGGAAAAGAAGGUGGCAACGCUUACGACGCUGCACAAGGAGCACGACGCGCGCACGCAGGCCCUGCGGCGCGACAAGGAGCGCAUCGACCACGACCUGGGCGAGGCACGGGCGCAGGUCGAGCGGCUCGAGACCGAGAACCUGAAGCUGCGCAAGCGAGAGGCACAGGACAGCGGCGGCACGGACAACGACCACCUAGACGAGCUAGAAGACGAAGAGCGAGAGCGGCUGGAGCGGCGGGUGCGGACACUCGAGGCCGAGAACGCAGAUCUGCGACACGGCAUCUGGCAGGACCGACGAAAGGAGCUACAGCUGGGACCAGACGAGGGUGGCAGCGCGGCCAAGACUCGCAAGUUCAGCGACGUCGAUCUCUCGCCGGCGGCCGGCAAGAAGAGUGCCAGCGGCGGCAUCGGAGAGUUAUUCACAGCGCUCACAGGCGUAGGUGGUCACGACCAUCAGGGACACCAGGGACACCAGGGACACCAGGGUCACCAAGGUCAUCACCACCAGCACAGCGCCACCGACGAAGACGGCUUCCUCGACGACGAUGACGACAUGGACUUUGACGAAGAGGCCUUCCGGCGAGCACAGGAAGAAGAGGCACGCAGCCGGCUGGAACGUGUGCGGGAAGCCAAGAGGGCCCUCAAGAACUGGGAAGGCUGGCGGCUAGACCUCGUGGAGAGCCGACAGGGCGGCACGGAGGGCAUCGGUCCCAUUUUCGAUGUCUGA